GCUAAGUUGAAUCGAGAUUUUCAUGUCCGUUCAAUGUCUCAUCGUGAAUCAAGAAAUUAUUUUGAUGAAUUGUUUGCGGUGUAGAAGUGGUUUCUGUUAGAGGAGCUCAGCACGGUUUAGCACAAGCGAUUUUGUAGGUUCCCUCAGACAUGUAAUGGUAGAUGUUGGAAGGACAAACCUUUGGAUUGGGAGCCAGACACCUUGCUAUAUUGUUCACUGUGCAUGUGGUUCCUUUUGUUGUGAAGAUCAUGCUAUAGUGUACGGUUUUGAUAUAUUAAUCCGUAGUCUGAACCCCCAGCUUAUCGUUCGAUGAAGGGGACUGGGGUAUCAGAUGCUUGCUGCUAGAAACUUUUUUGUCAAACGGGACGGUUUAAGCAAUGGCACUGUUUGGUGCCUAAAUAAUCAUGAAAACGGUCAUUUCGUUGUUGCUGAUAACCCCUUGCCAAAGAGAUUCUCUAAUCGCCUUGUAUACACCAAAUACUUUAUGGGUGGUAAGUUCCUUUCUUCACAGGCAAGGCCAGUGGCGAAUGGAGAUGAAGAAGGCCAAGAUGAUACAUUCUCAAAGCUUGAGACUCCUGAGAAUGUGGAGGGUAAUAAAAGUGAGGCCCCGGAGGAGGUUGACUAUUUGGUGUCUGAGCCUGAGCUAUCAGAAGAAGAUGAUUCAGCUGAGGACUUGACCAGGGAACAUGCAGAAAUUGACACCUCGGAUUCUGAAGUUGGUUUUAGUGCCAAAGUGAAGGACUUCCAGGAGAAGACUAGUUCCUCAUUGAGUCAGGUUAUCAUUCAGACUCUGCCUCAAUCUGUUGAGGAUGCAAUUGAUAAUUGGGUUGAAGGAGGUAAUGCUGUGACCCGAGAUAUUGUUUCAAUAGUCAUGGCUACUCUUCGCAGUCAUAAAUUUUAUGAAAAGGCUUUGCAGCUUUCAGAAUGGUUGGAAGCAAGUGGUAGCCUACCUUUCACUGACCGAGACUAUGCUUCGCGUCUAGAUUUGGUUGCCAAAGUUCGUGGCAUUCAUGCUGCUGAACUUUGCCUUGAAAAAUUCCCACCAAAUAUGCAAACUGAAUUGGUUUACAGGACUCUCUUGGCCAACUACACUAGCAUGCAAAUGUUAAGCAAAGCAGAGGCGUUGUUUAAAUUAAUGAAGAAGAAAGGCUUCUCGCUGACUGCAUUUUCAUGUAACCAACUGCUUGCACUGUACAAAAUACUUGACAGAAAGAAAUUUGCAGAUGUUCUACUGCUGAUGGAGAAUGAAAAUGUUGAGCCAACAGGCUUCACUUAUAAGAUCUUGAUUGAUGCAAAAGGUAGAGUUGGUGAUUAUGAGGGGAUGGAACAAGUUGUAGAGAAAAUGAAAUCUGACGGGAUAGUUCCUGAUGGAUAUACCCAAUAUCUGAUAGCUAGCUACUACAUCAAAGGCAGGUUUUAUGAGAAGGUAGAUGCAGUCUUAAAGGAAAUGGAAGGAGAUCCAUCAAAGGUUAAACGUAGUGCUUGCAUAGGUUUACUUUCUCUCUACGCUGCCCUUGGCAGAGCUGAUGAUGUUAGCCGAAUCUGGAAACUCUGUGAGCGAAAUCCACGACAUGCUGAGUUUAUAUUUGCCAUUGAAGCAUGGGGAAAGCUGGGUAAGAUAGAGAAUGCAGAGGCAGUGUUUCAAAAGAGGAUUGACUGUGGAGGGAAGCUGCCCCAGAGAAUCUGCACCGCGUUACUUAAGGUUUAUACAAACCACAAGCUGCAUGAUAAGGCCAAACAUUUGGUGAAGCGCAUGUUGGAAGAGGGUGGCAGGCUGAGGCCCUUGACGCUGGACACAAUUGUGAAGCUUUAUUUGCAAUCGGGUGAGGUGCGGAGGGCUGACUCUAUCCUCCAGAUGGCUCUGCAGCAGCAACACCAUGCAAUGCCCAAGUACGUCACUUAUUUGGCCAUCUUAGAUAGAUACGCAGAGGAGGGCGAUAUUCACAAUGCCGAGAAAAUCUUCGAGCAGUUCAGACAGGCCGGAUACAGCAGGAAGGUUGGUACGUAUCGGCGGCUACUCUUUGCAUAUAUAAAUGCAAAGCAACCUGCAUAUGGAUUCGCAGAAAGACUGAAGGCAGACAAUAUACUUCUACAGGGAACAAUGGCAUCUCAGCUGGCGCAGCUUAACAGUUGCAACAAGAUUGCGGUAGCAGGAUUGCUGGAAUGAUGAAUGUAGGAUCAGCGUUUUAAGGCAGUUUCAUUCUUGUUCUUAUUAUUGAUGUUUGAAUGCCUUCUCUUUUUCUUGUUUUCCAUUGUAAUUGUGAGUGCGUCGUGAUUGUGAGAACACAACGCAUUUUCCCAUUGGAAAGGCCGAUUUUAGAGGUCUAUUAAGUUUUGCUUGCCAUAAA
This is a messenger RNA of Nymphaea colorata (pocket water lily), 2348 nucleotides long. Its product is annotated as pentatricopeptide repeat-containing protein At1g80270, mitochondrial-like. Gene Ontology annotation, molecular function: protein binding. The transcript has 3 exons. The record is from RefSeq and is a predicted model, not a curated record. The coding region runs from base 332 to 2167 and encodes 611 amino acids. Lineage: Eukaryota; Viridiplantae; Streptophyta; Magnoliopsida; Nymphaeales; Nymphaeaceae. Gene Ontology annotation, cellular component: mitochondrion.